Messenger RNA from Cajanus cajan (pigeon pea), 2069 nucleotides. RefSeq names its product putative L-gulonolactone oxidase 4. Lineage: Eukaryota; Viridiplantae; Streptophyta; Magnoliopsida; Fabales; Fabaceae. The record is from RefSeq and is a predicted model, not a curated record. Gene Ontology annotation, molecular function: D-arabinono-1,4-lactone oxidase activity; FAD binding. Gene Ontology annotation, cellular component: membrane.
UAUAUUUAAACCUUUAUCAAAUGUAAUUAAAAUAAAAGAAUGGAGAGAUCUGAUGUAGUUUCGUGGAGUAAAAAUAAUCCUUACCUACUUGAUACGUGGUACGGAUAUUUGCAUCUUCCUUCUUCAGCUCGCAAUCGACACCGAUCAUGAUUCAUGACCAUGCCCCGUCUAUAUGUAACCGAGAAACAUGAGCAUUCUAAAAGAUAAAAGAAAUUGCCAUGGCAUUCUUGUGCUUAAACCUCACUCUUCCCAUCUUCUUCUUCUUCUUCUUCUUAUUUUUCCACUUGGCACUCCCCACGCCGGAGGAUCCGAUAAAGUGCUCCUCAGAGGACACAAACACAAGCUGCACCGUCACAAACUCGUACGGCAUGUUCCCCGAUCGAAGCAUUUGCGAAGCGGAACGAGUGUUUUACCCGAGAAACGAGGAAGAGGUGGUGAAAGUGGUAGCGUCAGCGAGUGAAAGAAAAAAGAAGGUGAAAGUGGCGACACGUUUCUGCCACAGCAUCCCCAAGUGGGUGUGCCCAGAUGGCCAAAAGGGGUGGCUUAUAAGCACCAAAUAUCUGAACAGGGUGUUGGAAAUUGACGCCGAGGCAAAGAGCAUAACGGUGCAGAGUGGCGUGACACUGAAGCAGGUCAUAGAAGAGAGUGCGAAGGCGGGGUUGGCGUUGCCGUACACGCCGUAUUGGUGGGGUUUAACCAUGGGGGGCAUUUUGGGAACAGGGGCUCAUGGAAGCUCCUUGUGGGGGAAAGGAAGUUCGGUUCAUGAACGUGUCGUGGAACUUAGAAUUGUUACGCCUGCGGGUCCCCAAGACGGCUAUGCUAAGCUUCAGAUUCUAACUCAACAACAUCCACAUCUCCAUGCAGCUAAACUCUCACUCGGCUUGCUUGGCCUCAUUUCACAGCAGAUUACUUUGAGACUAGAACCUCUGUUCAAGCGAUCCAUUACCUAUUUGACCAAAAACGAUUCAGAUUUGGGGGAUCAAGCUGCAGCAUUUGGACAACAACAUGAGUUUGCAGAUAUAUUUUGGUACCCAAAUCAACACAGGGCUGUAUACCGUGUUGAUGAUCGUGUGCCCAUCAAUACAUCAGGCAGUGGUGUCUAUGAUUUCAUCCCUUUCCGUUCCACUCCCUCACUUGAAUUAGCACUCAUCAGAACCACAGAGGAUGCUCAGGAGCCAAUUGGUGAUGUAGACGGGAAAUGCUCCCUCGCAAAGAUAGCAACUAGUACCCUUAUGGCUACUGCUUAUGGACUAACUAACAAUGGUGUAAUCUUCACUGGAUUCCCUGUAGUUGGAUUUCAUCACCACCUUCAGGCUUCUGGGUCAUGCCUAGAUGUUGAUAUGAAUGCAAAGAUCACAUCAUGUCCUUGGGACUUCAGAGUCAAAGGAGAGUUCUUUCACCAAACUGCAUUUAGCAUUGGUUUGUCUGUGGUAAAGAACUUCAUUGAAGAUGUGCAAAAACUAGUUGAAUUGGAACCAAAGGGAUUUUGUGGAAUAGAGAUCUAUAACGGAAUUCUAAUGCGUUAUGUGAAGGCUUCAAGUGCUUACUUGGGGAAGCAAGAGGAUGCCAUAGACUUUGAUAUCACAUACUACCGUAGCAAAGACCCAAUGACUCCUAGGCUAAAUGAAGACAUUAUUGAAGAGAUUGAGCAGUUAGGAAUUUUCAAAUAUGGAGGCUUACCCCAUUGGGGUAAGAACAGGAACGUAGCGUUUGAAGGUGUAAUGAACAAGUACAAAAAUGCAGGGAAGUUUUUAAAGGUCAAAGAUGAGUAUGAUUCACAAGGGCUAUUCUCUAGUGAGUGGACAGAUCAAGUGCUUGGUCUAAAAGAAGGGGUAACAAUAUCAAAGGAUGGGUGCGCAUUAGAAGGUUUGUGUAUAUGCUCACAGGACAACCAUUGUGCACCAAGCAAGGGCUACUUUUGUAGACCAGGCAAAGUCUAUAAGGAAGCAAAGAUUUGUACUCGUCUGAGAUAUUAACAAGUGUAACAAAUGGAUUAUUAAUAGAAUAAUGGAGUUAAGAAUAUAAUUAACAUGGAGAGAAAAAGAGGGAGAGAGACAAGAAAAUGUAAU